Molecule: messenger RNA, 2106 nt
Organism: Phyllotreta striolata
Lineage: Eukaryota; Metazoa; Arthropoda; Insecta; Coleoptera; Chrysomelidae
Source: the annotation of a GenBank genome assembly
AUGAAUUCAACGUUGAAACCAGUAUUGACGGCACCGUCUCAGAACAACGCCGGCGCCACGGCGGGUGCAAACAAACCGGCCCAUCCUCAAGGAGCGCCCGCGCCGUUCAACCAGCAGGGCCAGGGCUCGUUUCCGAACACCAAUGUGGCCCACAAUCACCCGUCAGCCCAAUCGAACCACUACUCUUUGAACGUCCCCGGCGGCGGGGCCCACUUCAACAUGGGAACCAUACCCGCCAGCAACCACCCGGUGGCCAUGAGCCAGCCCACCGGCGGCCAGAACUUCAAUUCCUCCAAAACCGUUUAUACCGGCUAUCAGAAUGCAACACAAAAUCAAAACGCCGUACCACCGGUGAGUCAAACAUUGCCCGCGACCACGUCUUCGUCGACGUCCCCGCAAGCAGCCGUCGUGCCGGUCGUAUCGAACGCCAAUUCCACCAGCGUCAAGUCCUCCCCGAUCAAAGAAGCCGACCCGGAGAAGGACAAACCGCACGCCAAUGGAACGUCCAACGUUCAACCCCCCGUAUCCCCCGUCAAAUCGGAUAAGCACGAAGUUCACGGUAACCACGUCACGUCGCCGUUACCGCCGACUGUUCACGUCCAAGAGCAUAAACCAGUAACCGCAGUUCCUUCGAUACCGCAACAGCAGCAAACGGAGAAGCCCAAGCCCGCGCAGCCCGCUCAAGAGAAGAAGCCCGCGGUGGAUCCGCCCGCGCCUCCCGCUUUGGAACCCAAACCCGCCCAAGAAGCCGCGAAGGCGUCCGCGGAGCCCGCCCAGCCGGCUCCCGCGCCCAAAGUGCAAGAGCCGCAGUCGGCUCCAGCCGUUGGCGCGCCCGCCGCCGCGACGCCGGCGCUUUCCAACGAGUCCUCCGAAUCGGAGCAGCCCCAGAACGAUUCCUCCGAUUCGGGGCCCGCGGCCGCUUCGGCGCAGCCGAAGACCGCCGAGCAAAAGGAAUCCGUACCUACUACACAAACGCGGGAUAUUAAGGAAGCCAGCGAAGAUGAUAAGAGCUACGAGGAUCAAUCUAGCGAAGAGGUUGAUUCGGAGAGCGGUGUGCCGGAGGAGAACGUGAAGAAGCCGCCGGCCAGAAGAGUAAAAGCGGCGAAAGCCGAUUCGAAGGCGUCGGCUCAGAAAUCUCCGAGCUCGACGAAAGUGAAGCGACAGAGGAUCCGGACGCAGCACUACCAGAGCCCGUUGCCCGAAAUCGAGAUCAUCACGAAGAUCACGUCGACGCCGAGAACGCGCCACAGCGAAGACAAGCUCAUAUACUUCUACAAGAACGAGUUCCUCGCCGUGAGGAACGCCGAGGGCAGCUUCUUCGUGUGCCAGGCCGUGCAGAAUAUCUACAAGACUUCGUCGAAGAUCAAAAUCCGGUGGUUGUCGCAGGACAAGAGCGAGAAGAGCGGCGAGAUUUACACGCCGGAUUUCUACGAUACGACGGACUUUGAUUGCAUUCUGACUAGUUUGGAUUUGACGAGGGUCGGUAAGGGGCGGUACAGGUUGAAGCCGGCGGAGAAAUCGAGAACGGACAGCAUUUUAAAGAGGUGUUUUGCUGUGGAAAAGGGGGAGAUUUCGCAGGCUUCCGUAUCCGCCGAACAUCCCGAUGGAUUGGAUUUGUCGUUGUACGAAGGCGAAGAACAAAUAAAGAAGAAGAAGCGCGGCGCGAAGCGCAAGGGCAGGCCGCGAUCGCAGACGCCGACGCCCAAAAAGGGCAUACCGACGAGAAAGUCGCCGGAAUCUCCGAAGGCGAGACGAGUGGAACCGAGCAAGGCGAUCAAGGCGGCAACGAAAACGAAAAAGACCGUUGUUAGUAGAAAACCGGCGGCGGCGGUGGAGCCGAAGAAGGCGACGCGAGUGGUCGCGACGGCCGGUCGGGUAGCCAGGGCUAAAAGCAAAACCAGCGCUAAAGCUAGUUCAUCUGUUGUGGAUCAGAAAAAGGCUAAAGUGUUGGCGAAAAUUGGGAGGAAAGCUGCUGCUCCGAUCGGUAGUACAAAGCAACAAACUGCGAAAAAUGCAAAGGCAAUGAAACCUUCCACAUCAAAGGCAGCGACGAAAUUGGCGCCCAAGCCGGCGCCGAGAAAGGCCAAAAGGUCGGCCAGGAAGUGA